This is a messenger RNA of Aquila chrysaetos chrysaetos, 3166 nucleotides long. RefSeq names its product MYCN proto-oncogene, bHLH transcription factor (gene MYCN). Gene Ontology annotation, molecular function: RNA polymerase II cis-regulatory region sequence-specific DNA binding; DNA-binding transcription factor activity, RNA polymerase II-specific; protein dimerization activity. NCBI's taxonomy places the organism in Eukaryota, Metazoa, Chordata, Aves, Accipitriformes, Accipitridae. The record is from RefSeq and is a predicted model, not a curated record. Gene Ontology annotation, biological process: regulation of transcription by RNA polymerase II.
AGAAGCUCGCUGCCUUGGCUGCGGCCAUUUCAAAGCAGCCGGCACCCUUGGCCGGCCAACCCAACCGGCCUGGCCUCCGCGGGCAGCACAGGGCAGGCCGGCCGCCGCCAUCGCGCCGCCGCCGGCAGACCCGUGCCGCGGCCCGGCGGUGCCCAGCCGGCCCUGCCGCCGCCCCGGACGCCCGCCGGCUUCGGGACCGCGGCGGGCACGCCCGCCAGCUCUCAAGGCCGCCUCAGGACACCGAAGGGUCGGCGGAGCCUCCGAGCUUUGGCCGCUGAAGCGCGACGUGGAGGCGAGGGGCGCCCAGCAGGGCGAGAGGCAGGACCUCCGGCCCAGCCGGCCCCCCGCGCUGCCCGGCGGGGACGAGGCGAAGGCGCGCUCGGACCGACCCUGCCUCCCCCAGGGCUUACUGCCCCCCUCUCAGGAGAAGCCGCCCCCUCCUCGGCCGCCCUCAUCGCCGCCCCGCCAUGCCUCCCGGAGCCGCCGGCUUUGAAGACCCCGGGCUCGCCCCCACCGCCGGCCGAGGCGGGCCGGGGAGGCGGCCCCCGCCGCCGCACACAAAGCGGCCGCCCGCCGCCACCAGCCUUCCUGCGAGCGACGCCCAAGUCCCCGCCUCAACCUGCAGCCUAUGAGCGAGGAGGCGCCGCCCCGAGCGGCGGCCGGAUCGGGAGCGGGCCGGGGAGCGCACCCGCCGCCGGCCGCGCACCGCCGAGGAGAGCGCCGCGCUCCCGUCCUGCCGCGUCGCGUCCCGUCCCGCCGCCGGCCCCGCCGCGGCCCCCGCGCCCGCGGGGAGAGGAGGCGAGAGAGCGUUUCAGGUCUUGGGAGAACCUCUCUUCUUCCUCUUGGUGGAACUACCCAUAAAACCUGUCUCUAAAACCAUCGCCCGACCCAGGGAUCAGCGAGAAGAGACCCGUAAUGCCAGGAAUGGUCAGUAAAAACCCAGACCUCGAGUUCGACUCUUUGCAGCCCUGUUUCUACCCGGACGAAGAUGAUUUUUAUUUGUGCGGGCCGGACUCCGCUCCCCCCGGGGAGGACAUCUGGAAAAAGUUUGAGUUGCUGCCCACCCCUCCCCUGUCUCCCAGCCGGGCCGGGCUCCAGGAGCACCCCCCGGGGGGGGCCCCGGUGCCGUGGGGAGGGGCGGCCUUGGGGGGCUGCCGCCCCGCCGACCCCCUGGACUGGGCGUCGGAGCUGCUCCUGCUGCCCCCCGAGGCCGACCUGUGGGGCGGCUCGGACGGCGGGGACUUCUUCGAGACGGGCCUCGGCGUGACCAACAACCUCAACUCCAUCAUCAUCCAGGACUGCAUGUGGAGCGGCUUCUCCGCCCGCGAGAAGCUGGAGCGGGCGGUCAGCGAGAAGCUGCAGGGCAAACCGCCCGCCGCCGCCGCCCCGCCGCCGCCCCCGGGGGCCGCCGCCGCCGCGGGCAGCCCCGCCGCCGCCUCCAGCGGCCGCGCGGAGCUGGGCGGCGCCGUGCCCGAGUGCGUGGACCCGGCCGUGGUCUUCCCCUUCCCCGUCAACAAGCGGGAGGCGGCGGCGGCGGCGGGCCGCGCCGGGGCGGCGGCGGCGGCGAGCGGCGGGGCUCCGCGGGGCGGGCCCCCGCCGCGCCCCGCCGGGGACAGCCGGGCCAGCAGCAGCUCCGGGGACGACACCCUCAGCGACUCGGAUGACGAGGAUGAGGAGGAAGAGGAUGAAGAAGAAGAAAUAGAUGUUGUGACUGUGGAGAAAAGACGCUCCUCCUCCAACAAGGCUGUUACCACCCUUACUAUUACAGUGCGUCCUAAAAAUACCACUUUUCCAUCGGUCAGGACACAGCAGAAUGAACUGAUUUUAAAGCGUUGCGCACCAAUUCACCAGCAGCAUAAUUAUGCCGCUCCUUCUCCAUACAUGGAGAGUGAAGAUGCUCCACCGCAGAAAAAGUUAAAAACCGAGGUGCCCCGUCCAGUAAAACCCACGAUCCAACCAAAGCCUAAGAGUUCAAGUCCUCGAAACUCUGAUUCAGAGGAUAGUGAACGUCGACGUAACCAUAAUAUCCUGGAGCGUCAACGGCGUAAUGAUCUACGGUCAAGUUUCCUAACGCUAAGGGACCAUGUUCCAGAACUGGUUAAAAAUGAGAAAGCUGCAAAAGUUGUGAUCUUGAAAAAAGCCACUGAAUAUGUUCAUUCCCUUCAGGCAGAGGAGCAGAAGUUAUUGCUAGAAAAGGAAAAAUUGCAAGCCAGACAACAACAAUUGCUAAAGAAAAUAGAAUACAAGCGGACUUGCUAAACUUUGUUUUGUUUUGUUUUGUUUUGGCUGACCAGGACAGUCAUUGCCACUUUGCACAUUUUUGAUUCUUUAAAAAAAAUUGUGUUUUUGACGUUAAGAAUGUUGGUUUUACUUUCAAUCCAGUCCCUGAAGUAAUCAACAAACUAUAUUAUCCGGGUACGGAGCAAAUGGAUGUUCUUGCAAGGAGUUUAUUGCAAGACUACCAAACAACAAUGGACUGCCUUUGUUUUUCUUCUUAAGAACUGUAGAUGGUGGGGAUUUUUUUUUUUUUAAAUUGUUGUGAGCAUUUGGAGCUGCUGAUGACAUCUAGUUGAGUUUUAAAACGUUCAUUCCUAAGUUUUAUGGUGCUUAUGUUCUAACAGAUGUUACUUUAGGGGUUGGCAUUUGUACCCCUGUGGGAGUUUUCUGUAAAUACCAUCUACACACUUGCCUUUUGUACAUGUCUUGGGUUAUGAGAGGUGGCUUUUGCUACCAGUAUUAGACUGGAAGUUCAUACCUAAGUACUGUAAUACCUCAAUGUUUGAGGAGCAUGUUUUUGUAUACAAAUAUAUUGUUAAUCUCUGUUAUGUACUGUACUAAUUCUUACAUUGCCUGUAUACUUUAGUAUGAUGCUGAUACAUAACUAAAUUUGAUACUUAUAUUUUCGUAUGAAAAUGAGUUGUGAAAGUUUUGAGUAGAUAUUACUUUAUCACUUUUUUGAACUAAGAAACUUUUGUAAAGAAAUUUACUAUAUAUGCCUUUUCCUAGCCUGUUUCUUCCAGUUAAUGUAUUUGUUAAUGUUUGGUGCAUAGAACUGGGUAACUGCAAAGUUCUGUGUUUAAUUUCUUCCAACGAUGUACAUUUAGUGCUGCGUCUUAUAGCACUUUGAAAUACCUCAUGUUUAUGAAAAUAAAUAGCAAUUACAUGA